AUGGCCAGACAUAAACUUCCUGAUAGACCGCCUAAUGGCAUCGGGGCUGGUCAGAGACCUUCGAUGCGGCCCAAAGCCUUUGAUUUCGACGCUGCGCAAGCUACCCUUGCGAAACCAUUUAAGGUUCCACUAAAAUCCAUUUCUCCCAAUGUAGCACCUGGAGCUCGAAGAAGCACGAGAAAAAGGCACCAGAAAAUCUCAUACGCCGAACCUGGCGCUUUGGAGAUCGACAAUGCCGACCCUAACGACGAUAACUACCAAGAAAAUGCUGCAUUACCUCAUAAAAAACGUAUCGAUGCCCUGUCAGCACGCCGUUUGUCACAGGAUUCGGACCGUCUACGAACUAUCGAACACACCUUGAAAAGGUCGUUCACUGUGCCCAUAAAGGGAUAUGUCGGUCGUCACAAUUUCUCUCUUUCCCUAGGGACUAAACCCAAGAUUUUUUUGGAGCCUCGACCACUUCACGAUCCUUACGAUGAGCUGGCCAUUGUGCUAUACGACCCCAGUGUUGAUGGACAAACUCCCCAAAUCAUCCAAGAGCAAAUGCAACCUAUAAUCCCAGAAUCUACAUCGUCCCAAAAGAAGAAGAAGAAAAUCAAUCCCAAACUGGUUCCAGAGCCGGCGCUCCCGAGCACUCCUGCUAUCUCGUCACAAAUUCAUCGAAAAAAACUUUCCAAUGGACUGCCUAACAAGACACUCGCAGAGCUUCUGGGCAGUACUAAUGUCGAGCAAAAGCAGUUCGCAAGCGUCCCCGUUGUCAUUGACCCACUUUUGACGAAAAUCCUCCGCCCUCAUCAGGUCGAGGGUGUCCGGUUUUUAUAUCGAUGUGUUACCGGUCUGGUCAUGAAGGACUUCUUGGAUCAACAGGACGUUUUGAAGCUAGCGGACAAGGUCACUUUGGAAUCCGAAAAGACCCCUUCUCCACCCCCCAGUAGCGAACUUGCGCCCGGACUUACACAGACUGUCGCACCUUCGGAUGUGGAUGAUACCACGAAAGCUGUUGCACAAAAUAGAGGUGCCUAUGGCUGUAUAAUGGCUGACGAAAUGGGACUAGGAAAAACGUUGCAGUGCAUCGCACUUCUUUGGACUCUGCUGCGUCAGGGACCAACAGGUAAAAGAACCAUUGAAAAGUGCAUUAUUGUUUGCCCUUCUUCACUUGUAAACAACUGGGCCAACGAGCUAGUGAAAUGGCUCGGUAGAGGGACAUGCCCGGCUUUGCCAAUCGACGGAAAGAAGAGCUCACUUAAUAAUGGAACAGUCGCAGAAGCAGUUCGUUCAUGGGGGUCCGCACAAGGUCGUACUAUAGUUAAGCCAGUGCUGAUUAUAUCGUAUGAGACGCUUCGCCGAAACGUUGAAUACCUACAAAAUGCAAAUGUGGGACUGCUGCUGGCAGAUGAAGGCCAUCGGCUCAAAAAUGCCGAAUCUUUGACGUUCACAUCCUUGAAUAGCAUCGACUGCCCCAGAAGGGUGAUUCUUUCAGGUACUCCCAUACAAAACGACCUCUCUGAGUAUUUUGCAUUAUUGAACUUUUCGAAUCCAGGAUUGUUAGGUUCUCGAAAUCAGUUUAGAAGAGACUUUGAGCUUCCAAUUCUUCAAGGGCGAGACGCGGACGCCGAUCCUGCGGAAAUCGCAAAAGGUGACGAAAAACUACAACAACUGUCAAACAUCGUAUCCAAGUUUAUCAUUCGUCGUACAAAUGAUAUCCUGUCCAAGUAUUUGCCCUGCAAGUACGAGCAUGUUAUUUUCGUGAACUUGACGCCCUUUCAAAAAGCCCUAUAUGAACAAAUGAUCAAGCUGCGAGAAGCCCAAUUGAUGGAGAAAGAAGACCAAAAGGGCUCCAACAAGGACCCAAACAGGGGCGAACAGCCACUCAAACAUAUUGGAAUGUUCAAAAAGCUCUGCAAUCACCCAGAUCUGUUGCAGCUUCCGGAUGAUAUUUUGGGCUCCGAGGAUCUGAUACCAAGUGACUAUCAAAACUCAACUAUGGCGAAGCGUGCAUACACCGAGGUACAGACUCGGUACUCUGGAAAGUUCUCUAUACUGAAAAGGUUUCUGCAUAAGAUCAAAAAGGAAUCUGAUGACAGAAUCGUUCUGAUUUCUAACUAUACACAAACUUUGGACUUGAUUGAACGUAUGUGCAGAGCAAGCAACUAUGCCGUUGUGAGAUUGGAUGGAACCAUGAACAUCAACAAACGUCAAAAGCUCGUGGAUCGCUUCAAUGACCCCGAAGGACAGGAAUUUAUUUUUCUUUUAAGUUCUAAAGCGGGUGGUUGCGGUAUCAACCUGAUUGGAGCCAAUAGACUAAUUUUAAUGGACCCAGAUUGGAACCCCGCGGCAGACCAACAGGCUUUGGCUCGAGUUUGGAGAGACGGUCAGAAAAAAGAUUGUUUCAUUUACAGAUUUAUUUCCACUGGCUCUAUUGAGGAGAAAAUUUACCAGCGGCAGUCAAUGAAAAUGAGCCUCAGCUCUUGUGUUGUUGACGAAAAAGAGGACGUUGAAAGACUGUUCAGCGCAGAUAGUUUGAAAAAGCUAUUUCAUUUAAGAAAUGACACAGUCUGCGACACGCAUGAAACGUACCAUUGUAAGAGAUGUCACAACGGCAAACAAAUGAUAAAACCCACAACCAUGUUGUACGGUGAUCCAACGACAUGGAACCAUCUCAAUCAUGAAGCCUUGAAGUCCACGAACGACCACUUGCUUCAAAACGAAGCACAAUUCAAAGACAUCAGUUACGUCUUCCAAUAUAUCUCACAUUGA
Molecule: messenger RNA, 2757 nt
Organism: Lachancea meyersii CBS 8951
Lineage: Eukaryota; Fungi; Ascomycota; Saccharomycetes; Saccharomycetales; Saccharomycetaceae
Source: the annotation of a GenBank genome assembly